GGACGAAGGGGGGCUGCGAUCCGAUAGGCUGGCAGCGCGGUGCGCGGAGCUUGGUUCUCGCGGUUCCGGGCGGCCAUUGCGACUUGCGAGUAAAUCGGAGUACAUUGGCGAGUUUCGUCGAGGAGAGUAGGCGCCCUGCGAGCAGUCGCCGUCGCUCGAGUCCGGGGAAACCGAGGGCCGAUUCCGCAGCAGCCUGCACUCUGUGAGACCCGGGAAGCGCCCGAACUCCCGACCCAAUGGCUGAGACCGACAAAUUGAACAUUGACAACAUUAUAACUCGGCUCUUGGAAGUUCGAGGAGCCCGACCAGGCAAAAAUGUUCAGCUAACCGAGGGAGAAAUUCGAGGACUUUGCUUGAAGUCUCGUGAGAUUUUUCUGUCACAGCCAAUUCUCUUGGAGUUGGAGGCACCAUUAAAAAUAUGCGGUGAUAUUCACGGACAAUACUAUGAUUUGCUGAGACUCUUCGAGUACGGUGGAUUCCCUCCAGACAGCAAUUACCUCUUUUUAGGUGACUACGUCGACAGAGGAAAACAGUCUUUAGAAACGAUUUGUUUACUUCUUACCUACAAGAUUAAGUACCCUGAGAACUUCUUUCUGCUCAGAGGGAAUCACGAGUGUGCAUCUAUAAACAGGAUAUAUGGGUUCUACGAUGAGUGCAAACGUCGAUAUAACAUCAAGCUGUGGAAAACCUUUACCGACUGUUUCAAUUGCCUACCGGUCGCAGCGAUCGUCGAUGAAAAGAUCUUUUGUUGCCACGGUGGUCUGAGUCCGGACUUACAAAGCAUGGAGCAAAUCAGGCGUAUCAUGAGACCCACCGAUGUACCAGACCAAGGAUUACUUUGCGAUCUACUCUGGUCAGACCCAGACAAGGACACGAUGGGUUGGGGUGAGAACGAUCGUGGAGUCUCCUUCACCUUCGGCGCGGAAGUUGUCGCCAAGUUCUUACACAAGCACGACUUUGAUCUCAUAUGCCGCGCUCAUCAAGUGGUAGAGGACGGUUACGAGUUCUUCGCGAAGCGGCAGCUGGUGACGCUCUUCUCCGCGCCGAACUACUGCGGGGAGUUCGACAACGCCGGGGCGAUGAUGUCGGUCGACGACACGCUCAUGUGUAGUUUCCAGAUCCUGAAGCCGGCCGAAAAGAAGAAGUUCAUCUACGGUGGCCUGAACGCCGGGAGGCCGGUCACGCCACCCCGGGGAGCGAACAACAAGAACAAGAAGAAGUGAAGGCCUCGAAGUCCGUUCGAGUGACACAUAGGACCGUAAGACCUUCCCUUCGCUCUCCGUCGCCGGAACAAUCCUCCAAACCCCCAUCGCUCCCCGAAAGGCCCCGGUUCCAUCCUUCGUCCUUCCCUCCGCCGAGCCAUCGGUCCUGCGACCUCUCCCGAAAGGGAAAGAAAAAAAAAAAAAGAAGCAAUCGCCCCCCAACCUCUUCAAGAGAAAGCAUUAUGACGUCGCCACGUCGUACGAGCUAUGCGGAUCCAUCCACGAGGUCGGUCGGACUUCGGAUAUAUCGUAAUAAUUACGCCGUGCACCCUGACACACAUACAUACAUACACACGAGAAGAGGAGGAGGACCGCGGAGCGCGUCGUCUCCGUCGAGCUGGAAGAGCACCAGGAUUCUUUCCGGCAACGGAACCUGACCCUGGCGCCCGACUGCGGUGGAUAACGGUGCACCUGGACAACGACGGGACACGAAGACCUUACGGUGCGACAGGCUCCUGGGAGACGCCCGGUCCACGGCCGACCCCUCUUUCGCUUCGCGUCCAUGAAUGAAAAGAUUUAGUUAUUUGUACAUAACGCGUUUUGAUAUGAUGAUACCUCUCGACGUGCCGCGGCGGCCGAUAACGUCGAUCUGGAUUGGCCGACCUGGGGCCGACGCGUGGCGAGGGCCUUGCGUCGCUAUCGAGACGCGUUGCGAGGGCCUCGUGUCGCUGUUGAGAUGCGUUGCAAGGACCUCGCAUUGCGCUCAAGAUAUUGCAAGAGCCUCGCGUCUCUCGAGACGUGUUACAAGGGCCUCGCGUUGCAGUCGAGACGUUUUGCGAGGACCUCGAGACGCGCUGCAAGGACCUCGAGACGCGUUGCAAGGACCUCGAGAUGUGUUGCAAGGACCUCGUAUUGCACUCAAGACACAUUGCAAGACCCUCGCGUCUCUCGAGACGUGUUACAAGGGCCUCGCGUUGCAGUCGAAACGUUUUGCAAGGACCUCGCAUUGCGCUCAAGACACAUUGCAAGACCUUCGCGUCUCUCGAGACGCGUUACAAGGGCCUCGCGUUGCAGUCGAAACGUUUUGCAAGGACCUCGAGACGCGCUGCAAGGACCUCGCAUUGCGCUCAAGACACAUUGCAAGACCUUCGCGUCUCUCGAGACGCGUUACAAGGGCCUCGCGUUGCAAUCGAGACGUUUUGCAAGGACCUCAAAACGCACUGCAAGGACCUCGUAUUGCGCUCAAGACAUUGCAAGACCCUCGCGUCUCUCGAGACGUGUUACAAGGGCCUCGCGUUACAAUCGAGACGUUUUGCAAGGACCUCGAGACGCACUGCAAGGACCUCGUAUUGCGCUCAAGACACGUUGCAAGACUCUCGCGUCUCUCGAGACGUGUGACAAGGACCUCGUAUUGCGCUCAAGACAAUUGCAAGAACCUCACGUCUCUCGAGACGUGUUACAAGGGCCUCGCAUUGCAAUCGAGACGUGUUGCAAGGACCUCGAGACGCGCUGCAAGGACCUCGUAUUGCGCUCAAGACACAUUGUAAGACCCUCGCGUCUCUCGGGACGUGUUACAAGGGCCUUGACAUGCGUUGCAAGGACCUCAAGACGCGCUGCAAGGACCUCGCGUCGCACUCGGAACGCGUCACCUCUUCAUCCCAGAGAGAGAGAGAGAUCAUGAAGAAACGAGCAAGGAUACGGAUACCAAGAGGCAUAAUAUACUAAAGUGACUUGUAACGGA
This is a messenger RNA of Orussus abietinus, 2943 nucleotides long. RefSeq names its product serine/threonine-protein phosphatase alpha-2 isoform. Lineage: Eukaryota; Metazoa; Arthropoda; Insecta; Hymenoptera; Orussidae. The transcript has 5 exons. Gene Ontology annotation, molecular function: protein serine/threonine phosphatase activity. The record is from RefSeq and is a predicted model, not a curated record. Bases 237 to 1223 code for a protein of 328 amino acids. Gene Ontology annotation, cellular component: nucleus; cytoplasm.